UUUGCCUGCCUUCCUUCCUCUUCCUCCAGUUGUCCCAAUCACCACAUUAUUUGAAAUUCCAACAGAUCCCGACGUGGGUUUUCAUAAUUUUUUAUCAACCAAAAUCCCCAUAGUGCGGUUUGUUGAAAACGAUUAAAAUAUGUAUAUACAAUGCACUAAAGACAGGAAGACUUCAUCGACCCUUGGGUUUAAAGGAGGAGGCGUUUUUGAAAGCUACAUCGACAUAUCAAUCGCCAGCAUUGAUUAUUUUGGCGAUAAUGGCUUACAUCAUAUGCACAAGGUUGCUUAUCACUAAAACCCACCCCCAAUGGAGGCCCUGGCCCUGCCACUACAUCACUUGGUUAGUAUUUGGAUGCUAUAAAUAUUGGUAGAAUCCAUUAAAAUCUCCAUGAGUUGGUGAGAGAAGAAAAAUGGAAGAGGGACAGGGAAUCAGAAAGGGUCCAUGGACAGAGCAAGAGGACAUCCAACUGAUUUGCUUUGUGGGCUUGUUUGGCGAUCGAAGAUGGGAUUUCAUUGCCAAAGUUUCAGGUUUGAAGGUGGCGGGAGACAGUUCCUAGGACUUAACAGAACAGGCAAAAGUUGCAGGCUGAGAUGGGUUAAUUACCUUCAUCCUGGUCUCAAAAGAGGCAAGAUGAGUACUCAAGAAGAACGACUCGUGCUUGAACUUCACGCCAAAUGGGGAAACAGAUGGUCCAAGAUUGCUCGCAAGUUACCAGGCCGCACAGAUAACGAAAUCAAGAACUACUGGAGAACCCAUAUGAGGAAGAAGGCACAGGAGAAGAGAAGGGCUUUGUGUUCUUCAUCUUCCUCCUCCUCCUCUUCUUCUUGUUCUUCUUCUUCUGGACCAGUGAAGUUCUUUGACUCAGGGGGGUCUGAAAUCUCGGCUUCAUCAUCAACCAAGAAGAAGGGGGAGGAAAAUCAAGGAGUGGGUGAUCCAAAUGGAUACUCAAUGGAUGAUAUAUGGAAAGAUAUUGAUAUGUGUGAUGAUCAUGAGGGGUUGAUUAUAAACCAAGACUGCAACUAUUCUUGCCCUGCUUUGAAUCCUCCUUCAUGGGAGUAUUACUGUGGGGAUUCUUCGUGGAAGAUGGAGGAGGAAGAGAGUAAGCUAAUUUUCUCUGGGUAUGAUGAUCAUAACGGGAGGCCACGCCUUGCUCAAGCUAAUCAGAAUUUUUUCUAUUGAAUUUUGUGUAUAUGUAGUUGUUGUCUAAGUUUUUGUGAUGUAGUUCACUAAUGCAUAUUGUAAGAAGUUUAUGUUUAGCUGUGUUUUUGUUGAACAAGAAAAUAAUGGAUUUAUAUCCAUUUCCUUCUUGUUGGCUGUGAUGAUCUUUAGGUGUUUUAAUGGCUGCUUGUUUAAAU
Molecule: messenger RNA, 1356 nt
Organism: Cucurbita moschata (crookneck pumpkin)
Lineage: Eukaryota; Viridiplantae; Streptophyta; Magnoliopsida; Cucurbitales; Cucurbitaceae
Product: transcription factor MYB59-like
Exons: 3
Coding region: 443-1180 (245 amino acids)
Biological process (GO): regulation of DNA-templated transcription
Cellular component (GO): nucleus
Molecular function (GO): DNA-binding transcription factor activity; sequence-specific DNA binding
Source: RefSeq, a predicted model, not a curated record